Messenger RNA from Nicotiana attenuata, 2066 nucleotides. Its product is annotated as tryptophan synthase beta chain 1-like. Lineage: Eukaryota; Viridiplantae; Streptophyta; Magnoliopsida; Solanales; Solanaceae. The record is from RefSeq and is a predicted model, not a curated record. Gene Ontology annotation, biological process: L-tryptophan biosynthetic process. The transcript has 6 exons. Bases 341 to 1591 code for a protein of 416 amino acids. Gene Ontology annotation, cellular component: cytoplasm. Gene Ontology annotation, molecular function: tryptophan synthase activity.
AACUGCUUUAACAAGAAUAACAUACGUGAGAUACAUAACAAUUUCAAAUCUUUCUUGAAGUUCUCAAUAUUCUUCCGCUUCGAUUAUUCUAUCACCUUGUUACCUUAUUACCUUACCUUGUUGAUGUUACUAUGUGUUGUGUCUGCUUCUUUUACUUUUACCUUGAGCCGGGGGUCUACGGAAACAACCUCUCUACCUGCGGACACUCUACCCCUCCCAGACCCCACUUUGUGAGAUUGCACUGGAUGUUGUUGUUAUCGUCGUAUUGAAGUUCUCAAUAUAUUAGCAGCCUUAAGUUCUAGUUCAUUCUUGUUUCUCAUACAUCCCUAACAAAGACAUUAUGGCAUGUAACAUCGAAGUUACAGAGUUACAAGGGAAGCUGGUUUACCCUGAAAAAAAGAGAUUGAGCAAUGAAAAGUUUGGGAUUUUCGGUGGGAAGUUCGUACCUGAGACGCUUAUAUCUUCUUUAACAAAGCUUGAUUACGAAUUCAACUCUACUUUGCAUGACCCUCAGUUUCAGAUGGAGCUUGGAGUUGCACUAAGGGACUACGUAGGCCGUGAAACUCCUUUAUACUUAGCUGAGAGACUAACAGGUUACUAUAAGAGCAGAAAUGGGGGAAAAGGGCCAGACAUCUAUCUAAAAAGAGAAGAUCUGAACCAUGUUGGAGCACAUAAGAUCAACAACGCUAUUGCACAAACAAUGUUAGCUAAGCGAAUGGACUGUAAGAAUAUAAUAGCAGCCACCGGUGCUGGCCAGCACGGCGUCGCGACGGCGGCUGCCUGUGCAAAACUCUCAUUGGAGUGUACUGUAUUCAUGGGAAGCUUAGAUACGGAGAGACAACCUUCUAAUCUACUCUUGAUGAAGCAUCUUGGUGCAAAGGUCAAAUCUGUUAAAGGAAGUUUUAAAGAUGCAGUGUCAGAAGGCAUUCGACAUUGGGUUAACAACUUGGAGACAAGCUAUUUCUUAUCAGGUGCAGCGAUAGGACCACACCCAUGUCCAACCAUGGUUCGUGAAUUCCAAUCAGUGAUUGGAAAAGAAACGAGGAAACAAGCCAUGGAAAAAUGGGGUGGCAAACCAGAUGUGUUGGUGGCUUGUGUUGGUACUGGCUCUAAUGCAAUGGGUUUGUUUCAUGAAUUUAUUGAAGAUGAAGAUGUGAGGGUAAUAGGAGUUGAGGCUGGUGGGGUAGGUCUUGAUUCAGGUAAACACUCAGCAACUUUGGCUAGAGGUCAAGUUGGAGUGUACCAUGGAGCCAUGACCUAUCUAUUACAGGAUGAGGAAGGACAAAUUAUUGAACCACACUCAAUAGGUGUGGGAUUAGAGUACCCAGGUGUUAGCCCAGAGCUUAGCUUUCUAAAAGAAAUUGGGCGUGCAGAGUUUUCUAUUGUCACAGAUGAACAAGCCUUAGAAGCAUAUAAACGGUUAUGCAGGCUAGAAGGGAUAUUCCCAGCCUUAGAAGCUUCACAUGCACUUGCAUUUCUUGACAGACUUUGCCCUACUCUAGAGGAUGGUGAGAAGGUGGUUGUUAAUUUAAGCGGCCACGGAGAUAAGGAUGUUGCCACAAUCUUCAAUCAUACAACAAAAAAUGAAUGAAUGAAUUACAACAUUAAUGAACUUUAUAUAUAUAUAUAUAUAUAUAUAUAUAUUUUAAAUUGUAUACAAACAAAGAGAUAUAUAUUACUGCCAACCUAGCAAAGUAGGAUCACAAAUCAAAUUAAGAGAUAUUCUAGUCCCUAAGUGAGUCAGUGACAAUAUUCUCAAAGGUGUUUCACGUACAUUGCUAUAUCCAUAAUAGAUAUACUAGUAGUUAAUUUGAUAUAUAGUUUAGUGUAAAUAUUGGACGAAAACAAUAUUUUUCGAUGUACUCAAAUACUACUGUGUAAGGAUAACAAUACAAAUAAACAAUCUAAACUUCUUGUCGACUGCAAAAACCAAAAAAAAAAAAAAAAAAAAAUGAAGAAGAAGAGAUUUUACAUAAUUGGCCGCUUGGACCAAACUUUUAAGAGAAAUUUUCAUAAAGCACUAUCUUUUAGUAGUAAUUAGCCAUCUAUAGAUACCAUUUGUUAUA